UACACCUGACGACUGUUGUGUGAAGAGGUUUGUUGGCUGGAUCGUUGCUCAGGCUGAAGCCGCUAUUCUUGCCCAGGAAGAGGAGUUUGUCAGUGAUCUAGUAGCUCGUUCAUUAGAAAAGAUUUGCAAAGAGAUCCGAGAGGAUCCUGAUCGUGGGGAAGACAGACUGAAUAUUUUUGACACCACAACUGCUUCCCAAGUCAUUGAGAAACAGGAUAACGGGAAACGAAAUGUUGGCAUGAACUAUUCGACGGAUAUUUCAACUGAAGAUUGCUACAAGAACAGUCAGCAAACUGCAGACGAAAUGCCUACUGGGGAUAACUUAGACAAAUUUACUUCUGAAUUUGUUUCCGGUGUCAUUGAUAACAUUGUGAGGGAACAAGUCAGAGAUAGUUACUCCGCCAAGCGUCUAAACGAUGAGAAUAUGUUGAAUGUGUUCGCUGCUGAAAUUGUUUCAGAUGCUCUGGACCGAGCCAAACAAGGAAAGGAGAUUGCACAAGAAACAAUAAAUGAAUAUAAUCAGGAUACAUUGGAUGUUUUUGCAGCUGAAUUUGUGUUGAAUAUCCUCAACAAAAUUUGCGGAGACGAACAGGUUGUCAAAAAUACAUCCAUCCAUAAGGUAGCCACUGCAGGAAAUACCGGAGCCGUCAGCCACUCCAACCCCAUACAAACGACGGAGAAGCCACUGACUCCGAAUUGCAAGAAUUCAGCUGUGUCUGAAGCCUUUCAGAGGAUAAACCAUCCGAGUAUUGACAGACCAGUUGAUGCCGACUUCAGCUAUGUUUACCACCGUCUGACAAAUUCAUUUGGGGAAGGGGUAGACGACUCUGUCAUCAGCUUUGUGAUGGAAGCCAUACCUCAACAUAGCACAUGGUCGGAGAAUUUUGAGGCUGUAGACAAAAGUAUCAGAAGUGUAGAAAAUUGCAAAAAGAAACAUCUGACACUUCACCGAUGCAAAGCAAUAACACCAGAACAGCUGAAUCGACCCACUAAGAAACCUUCUCCCGGAAGAUGUUUCCUGGAUAUGUUUCAAAUGAAGAAGAGUGGGCGCGUGACCACCACAUCGGAGGCCGUCAUCCAGCCUUCAACCGGGGUCGUGACACCUAGCAAAAACACCGAAAGUAGUAAAAACUCCACCCCAAGUCGCACAAGACGUUUCCUGACCAGUAUGCGCAAUUCCUUGUUCCGUUUAGGAAUUUCAACCCGUCGGGGUCAAAAACGUAUAUUCGUAUAGUUACAUCUGUUUGUGUAUGUAAACACGACAUCGAUAUGUUCGGUCAUCAUUUUAAGAAAAUUUAGCUUUAUGUAUUUCUGAAUUUGGAAGAUUUUUAGGAUUCAAAACCUACUACCAGACAUAUAACUUUAUUUAAAAUUGUAUAUGUUUGGAAACUUAUUAUAUAGGUUGUGGUGGAUACUAUUGUAUGCUAUAA
Messenger RNA from Haliotis rubra (blacklip abalone), 1430 nucleotides. RefSeq lists its product as uncharacterized. The transcript has 3 exons. The record is from RefSeq and is a predicted model, not a curated record. Lineage: Eukaryota; Metazoa; Mollusca; Gastropoda; Lepetellida; Haliotidae. The coding region runs from base 239 to 1234 and encodes 331 amino acids.